This is a messenger RNA of Darwinula stevensoni, 2919 nucleotides long. NCBI's taxonomy places the organism in Eukaryota, Metazoa, Arthropoda, Ostracoda, Podocopida, Darwinulidae. The record is from the annotation of a GenBank genome assembly.
AUGUCUCCGUUCCGUCCGUCUGUCCUCCGCGGCGUCCCCAGCCAACCAGUUGGACGCGAAGUGACCGACCAAGUGCCGAUCCAGAAGACAUCGACGGACGGAAAGAUGCCGAAAGAGAAGAAGGCUUGCAAGGCCGACGGGAAGCACGACAGCAACGUGCUGUGGUGUGGGAAGGACAAGAAGGGUCUCGCCGACGGCGACGGCCAAAAUGACGUCGGCGAGAGGCCCUCCUCGCUCCAGGUCUGGAGGGGCCGCGUCACCCAGAACCCAAGCGGUUCGGGGCUUACAACACCUGAGCCCAGGGCGGAUAAAGUGGCCCACCCAGCCGAACUGAACCUGGCGGAAACUGGUAAGGCUGGAACCAAAAAGAAAACCAAGAUGACAUCCUGUGGCUGGGAUGCCCUGGGGUCGCUGGACUUCCUCGACUGCCAGGGCCGCCGCGUGCUGCAAGAACACCCCUGCCAAGUCCUUCCCUCCAAGAGCUACCGCACCCAGAUCCUGGCCGCGAUGACGGUGGCGAUCGGGAACUUGGUGGUCGGAACGUCUACGGCCUACACCUCGCCGGCUCUCGCGUCCAUGAACUCCACUGACAGCCUGAUUCAACCCACUCAGGAAGAGGCAACGUGGAUCGGUAGCUUGAUGCCUUUGUGUGCAUUGUGCGGGGCAAUUGUAGGUGGGACUCUCAUUGAGAAAUUAGGCCGCAAGCACACGCUCCUACUUUCCUCCAUUCCCUUCACGGCUUCGUGGCUCCUGAUCGCCUUCGCUCAAGACAUCAUGAUGAUCUAUGCGGGCCGCGCCUUCGCGGGGCUGUGCGUCGGGGUCAUCUCCCUCGCGAGCCCCAUCUACAUGAGCGAGAUCUCCGAGCCGGCCAUCCGGGGCACGCUCGGCGUCCUCAGCUCGACCGUCGGCAACUUCGGUAUAUUAUUCAUAUACUUAAUGGGCUAUUUCUUGGAAUGGGACCAGCUCGCUCUGGUGAGCACUGCAAUCCCCGUCAUCUUCAUCUCCUUGCUCUUUCUCAUACCGGAGACUCCAAGGUGGUACCUUUCCAAAGGCAAGAAGAAACAGGCGAAGAAAGCGCUGAUAUGGCUGCGCUCUAAGGGCCACGACGUGGACUCGGAGUUGAUCGGCAUAAAUACCCACAUCGAAGCGCAGAUGCGACAGAAGACGACGCUCAAGGACCUCGUCACCAAGCCCCUCUACGUCCGCGCCCUCUUCAUCUCCCUCGGACUCAUGUUCUUCCAGCAGUUCAGUGGGAUCAAUGCCGUCAUCUUCUACACGGUCGACAUCUUCAGGGCCGCCGGGAGCACCGUCGACGGCUACCUCUCCACCAUCAUCGUGGGGCUGGUGAACCUGGCCUCCACCAUCUUCGCCAAUGUCUUCGUGGACCGGCUGGGCCGCAAGGUGCUCAUGUACGUGUCGGGAACGGUCAUGACCGUCUCCCUCGCUGCCUUGGGGGCGUUCUUCUACCUGAAGAACACAUACGGAUCCGAGGGAGUCUCGUCGCUCGGCUGGCUUCCCCUGACCAGUCUCGUCCUGUACGUGAUCGCCUUCAGCUUCGGCGUGGGGCCCGUCCCCUGGCUCAUGAUGGGGGAGAUCUUCCCCUCCAAAAUCAAGGGGGUCGCCGGCUCUCUCACCACCUCGUUCAACUGGAUCUGCACCUUCAUCGUCACCAAGAACUUCGACGGCAUGACGGAAGGCCUCGGCACUCACGGUGCCUUCUGGCUCUUCAUGGCCAACUGCAUCGUCGCCGUGCUGUUCGUGGCCAUCUUCGUCCCCGAAACCAAGGGCCAGACACUGGAGCAGAUCCAGGAAGACCUGAACGAGACCAACGUCUUCCGCGCCCCGUCCCGCAGCCUCUCCCGCAUCGUCCGCAACCUGUCCAUGGUGAUUCGACACGACGAAGCCGGGAUCAGACCCACCCCGCACCUCGACUCAAUCAUCCCAGAGGAGGACGAGGAGAAGGGCAAGUUGAAUAACGGGGCAGGGCCGGCCUAGGAACCCCGUCUUAAGAACCUCGUAGAAUCGGAGCCGAACCACCAGACCCACGCGUUUCCGUUGUACAGUGUUGCAUGCAAGCAUAAUUUCCUAUCUCACUCUUCCCGUGGUAAAGAGAAGAUUCAGGGAAGCGUGAAAACACCUGUGAUAAAAAAACCCCCCCCCCCCCGAAAGGAUGCAGUGACAGUCUGUGGUGUGAGUCACAUUUUACCAAUAAGGGCAUAUUCUUUCUAAUCUCCCAAUCCAUUCGUGGAUAGGUGCUUUGUAUAUACGUCCCCGAUUCUCGACUAGGAGUAUUUUACUUUCCCAGGGACGCACAAUCGUAGUACUUCCUUUCUUCGUUUGAGAGCCAGAAGGGUGUAACAUCACUAUCCAAAGAAGUACUCCAAAGACAAAGCCGACGGUGUUCUCGAAAAAAAACUGCACGAAGUACAACCGCACGAGAAACCCGCCGAGGUGCCAGUGCCUGCCACAGUGCUAACUUCGACCGCUGCAACCUCUUCUGGAAAAAAACCACCUCCCAUAUUUUAUUGACUCACUUUGGGGAGAAGCCAUCACAGCGUCUUCAAGUGCAAUUUCACGGCUGGUGAUAUAAAAUCGUUAUCCAUAGUUCGCACGCCCACGACCCGUAGUGACUGCACCAGCAAAUUUUUCUCCUUCGUGUUGCAAACGUAGAGAAGACUCCGGGACAGGAUAUUCAUCCACGAUUGUGAUACGUGACCCAGAAUGUUGAAUUCACCCAUUGCCCCCCUGUCCCCCAAAUCGCGUUUCAGAGGGUCUGACUAAGGCCAGUGUGGCACGAAACGGCGCUCGGACACGAGGGAGACGGGCUCCUGGGACUGUUUUAGCUUAACGGAACCCAGAUGAACGAUGCUUCAGUCCAGUCUGUUGUCCCCAAUAAAGUCAAACACUUUAUGUUUUCGA